AUGUCGGAGCAAGAGGCCGCCAAAGAAGUGGAGAAGCCAAAAGAGGAAGUAGAGGAGAAGGCGAAAGAAGUGAAAGAGAAGAAGGCAGAAGAGGCGAAGGAGGAGCCGACGCAGGAGAAGGAGGAGGCCGGGCGCAGUACCCCAGCCAGCUCGGGCACGGCGACCCCCGAGCCCCCCCGGUCGCAGGAGAAUGGAGACGACGCUCAGGCCUCACCGAAACCAGCGACCUUGAGAGAGCAGUUCCGAAACUUCAGCAAGUUCGGAGACACGAAGAGCGACGGCAAGAUGCUGACGCUCUCCCAGUCCGACAAGUGGUUCAAGCAAGCCAAGGUCAUCGACGGCAAGAAACUCACCACGACGGACACCGCCAUCACCUUCAACAAAUUCAAGGCAAAGAAAAUCUCAUUCCAGGACUUUGAGAAAUACUUGGACGAGAUCGCAAAAUCAAAGAAACUCGAUGCGACAGAAAUCAGGACGAAGUUGAAGGACUGCGGCUCACCGGCAAUCACAGGCACAACCAACGUGGUGAAGAGCAGCGCCGUCGACCGCCUCACAGACACGAAGAAAUUCACGGGUUCGCACAAGUUGCGCUUCGACUCGACCGGACGCGGGAAGGGAAUGGCGGGAAGAAAAGACUUGCCCGAUAACUCCGGCUACGUGUCGGGUUAUAGGAACAAAAACACUUACGACAAAACCCACUAAAGCCUAAAUGAAUUCCAUCAUUACAGGAUUUGAUAUUCUGCCUUCGACAGCCUUUUAUUCUUUCUUUUUCUUUCUUUCUUUUUUUUUUUUUUUUUUUUUUUGAAAGGCUGGGUAUUUGUAAUUUCUUCAUAAAGCAGCUGCAUUAUGGUCAGUCUAGAUCUGACGGAUUUUAGAAUAGGGAUAUAUUUCCAUUAUUCUUGGUAAGAAAUGAGAUGCUGGAUGUUUAAAAUGAUUAAUGACCAAUGUAAAAGAUAUUUAUCCUCGAGUAGAUAUGGUGUUGCCCACGCUGAGUAAAUAAAUAAGUGACAGUAGUAAGCGAAAGAUAAAUCAUUCUGCAUUUUCAUUAUAACUGGCGUACAAUAUAUAAUCAAAGCUGUAUUAAGAAAGUCUGCAUUUGAUAAGACUUACAAAUCAGACAUAGACUUGCUUGCGUGUGUCAGCUAAGCCUAAAUUCUAGCAUAAACAUUUUCUUGGUAAACGACUCAAUGAUUAAUGAAGAGGCAUCGUAGAAAACUAUAAAUUUACCAGCUGAAUAUCAAAAUACUUAGGAUGCUUAAUAUCAUUGCCAAUCAUAAUGAUAAGGUUUGUUUGCUUGUAAUACUGCAAUACUAAGAAAAUAACCCAGUACAAAAAUAACCUGCUUUGGAUCUAAAAAGAACGUAUGAUUUACAUUACUUUUUAAAUACUCAGUUGAAACGAUUGUUGUUCUCUUGAAUUAUUAAUACUAUUUCACAGAAAGAUGACAGAAUUGAGUAAAUAGCGAGUUUUGUAUAAAAAAAUCAAUGAUCUUUAUAUACAAGUAGAUCAUAAUAAUGUUGUUUUUUCAAGUAGCAAAAUAUGAUAAGUAAUAAACGAAUAGAAAUAUAUAUAAUUCCUGUGCCAUGUAUCUGAAAUAUUAUGGUUACAGUCACUAUUUACUUUUGCAACGCAUCUGAUUAAGAACUGUUCUAUUGAGUGUUGUGUACAUGAAUGGAGGCUACAAUUGCAGGCCAAUAUACAUGUGAAAUUUAUAAUGGGCAGCAAAUUUUUGCAUUUCGGUUUUAACAGGAUCUUAGAAAUACCUUCACUGCACUCUUACCUGAAUAUUCUGAAUAUUAAUGGCUGAUUCUCUAUCAUGAAAAAAUAUCUAUAUGCAGGUACCUGAUAGUCGUCCACCACCACAGAAUGGGACAACUUUGAGAACGAGGAUAUCAUUUCAACACACACACACACACACACACACACACACACACGCACACAUACACACACACACACACACACACACACACACACACACACACACACACACACACACACACACACACACACACACACGCACGCACGCACGCACACACAAAGUCAUGAGGUUUGGUUGCCUUCUGUGGUGGUGAAUAGUGCUAUCAGCAUUCUCAUGGUAUAUACGGAUAAUUUACAUUCUUUAGACAAAGAGACUAUUAACACACGUGAAGUACAAUAACAGAAGGUAGACAUCAUUCUGUCAUUGUGUAAUAAAGAUUUCAUAUAUAAAAUAGUUACGAUAAUAAUGUUUCGUUUUCUGUUGUGUAAACUUUGUUCGUUAAGUUUUAAAGACUGCACAUUUUGAUCAUGAAAUAUUCUAAUUAUAUUAGGUGUAUAUGCUUUCGCUCUGGUGCUGAGGUCGCCCGCUGGCACAACUCUUUUACAGCCUUUGAAGGGUUGCUGGGCUAAGGCUAAGUUUUAACCCGAAAAGAAAAGCAAAAUAAGCUUAUUCUAACACUGUAGAUAUUUUUCAAAGUUGUUGGAUGCUAUAGAAUAAUAAAGGUUUUGAAAAUACUACAAAAGACAGUGGUAACCAUUGCCAAUUAGAUGGACAGAAUGCUAAUCCAGCGUUUAAUCAGUAUCAUGAUAUUCACAAAGUUAAUUAGCAUGAACUAGAAAUAGUUAAGUCCCAUCAUGAUAGCAAAGCUCUUGCACUCAGCCCGAAAGGCGUUUCCCUUUGUUCCCUUCUAUUAAUUUCAUCUGAUUUAUAAUCGUCGUUUCUUAUAAAUAUAUAGAUGUGAUACUUAAUUGAUCUCACGCCUUCUAUCCCGUUUCGUUCUGUUUAGAUGUUUUCUAGUUUUAUACAAGAAAGUAAUAAUAUAUAACACAUAUACAUCUAUAUCACAAAAUGACUUUACAUGUAUUGGGUAGACAUAGCUUCUGGCAGAUUAUAUGCGUUAUUAUCAGAUUUAUUUGUAUUUUCUUGCUCUUGCUAGAGUUAGUAGAAUCUUCAAUGUCGCAUGGUGUUUAUGCAUAUAUUUUGCUCUUGGUUAACACUGCCAGUUGUUGUCAGCAAGUUUGUCAUUGAUUUUUUUUUUAUAUCUAUAUAUUUGACAAAAUAUGAUUAUUAUAUGAAUAUGUAAAUGUAGCUGUCUGAAAUGAUUUGAUGUAAUAAGAUAUUUCAUCUAACAACUAACAA
Messenger RNA from Penaeus indicus, 3118 nucleotides. RefSeq names its product tubulin polymerization-promoting protein homolog. Gene Ontology annotation, biological process: microtubule polymerization; positive regulation of protein polymerization; microtubule bundle formation. Lineage: Eukaryota; Metazoa; Arthropoda; Malacostraca; Decapoda; Penaeidae. The transcript has 4 exons. The annotation marks the transcript as partial. Gene Ontology annotation, cellular component: microtubule. The record is from RefSeq and is a predicted model, not a curated record. Gene Ontology annotation, molecular function: tubulin binding.